Molecule: messenger RNA, 3692 nt
Organism: Pelagomonas calceolata
Lineage: Eukaryota; Pelagophyceae; Pelagomonadales; Pelagomonadaceae
Source: the annotation of a GenBank genome assembly
AUGGGCCUCGCCGAGCGCCUCGCGGCGCAUCAAAACAAGGAAGAGGAGGACGACCGCCCUCUAACGGAAGACGAGGAGCUCGCCAAGAGGAUGGCCGAGCGGUCCUGGGCGGAGCGCCAGGAGGAACCGGAGGGCCUCAAGCGGAUUAAGCGCAUGGGCAAGCAGAUGGCGCCGGAUCGCACGUCAGCCCAUCUGGCCAUGCGCUUCGGGGCACGAGCAGCUCUGCUCGAAGCGUUCCGCGACGCGCGGAAGCAGCAAAUCGCCAAGGGCAAGGCCACACCCAUGACGGGAACCUCGACAGUAGCGACGAUGGAGGCGACGAUGACGGACCACCAGAAGGCCCAGAUCUGGCGGUUCUUUAAUUCUCAAACACAGAUGGGCCUCGAGAUUCCCUUCUGGCUGGCCCUGGAUUGUUUGAUGCAGCGCGAGCUCUGUGGGCGGGCUUGUCUCGGACGAGCGCCUCUCGAUAGGGAAGCGUGGGUCGUCGGCAAGAAGCAGGAGAAGAUGUACGUUGUUGUAAAAGGUUCCGCUUGUGUCGUCGAAGCGUCGGACGGCGGGGGGACACCUUCUGGAGGAACGAUGGCUUCUGAGGAGGAAGCGACAGACAAGGCCAUGGUCGAGGGGCCGGUCUGGAGGAAAGAUCCUGCGAACGAUUUGCGGAGGGCCUCGCACGUGUUCGGGUGUCUCAAGGUGCCCGACGCCGUCCAGGAAUGCCUGACGAAGGCCUGUUCCGAUGCUAGGAAGCUCCGGUCCUUCCUACUGAAGGAGAUCGACCGUUCAAUAGAGUUUGAUGCGUUACUCGUGAAGGAAGGGUUUCCCAUUGAAAUUGGAUUGACGAGGACGCCUCGAGAAGGCGACGCGACCUUCCUGACCGCUGAAGAGCCUCCACAGGAGGAGGAAGAGCCUCCCCAGGAAGAAUCUUCGGAGGACGAGGACUCGGAUGAUCCUGAUGUCAUAAAAAGACGGGACGAGGCGAAUGCGGACGAGGACGCGUUGUCUGAUGUCGACCACGCCGAAGCUUCUAGGGUGAUGAAGUCACUCGAUGUCAUGGCUCAGAACCAAAGAUUGGCUAUAGUGGAGAUCGAGGCCGCUUUGCCAGGUUUUCCUGAUAAAUUAUUUGGCAACUUUUUACUGGAGCAGUUCAAAUCAUUGGAUGUGAAUUCCGACGGGGAGAUCGAGUUGAAAGAAUUAGCGGAGUGCUGUCGGCGGUGGCGGAAGAUUCGGAGGGACAAGGAGCGGUCGCUGGAGCGGAAAGAGGCGAAGCGACUGCGCCGGGAGGCGCGCUGGAAACAAGCUCUGGAGGAGCAGGUGAAGCCCGAGUACCGGUUCGGCUUGGAUCCGUGUCCCACGCCAUCGACGCGAUGUCUCACUGGUUGAUGUCCACGCAGGUUUGGACGCGGCCGAGGACGAGCCCGACGAGGACAACUCGUGGCAGGACUGGACGUGGGAUAAACCCCUGGGGGCCAAGUUUUCUGCUGGUGCCGAAUAUUUGUCGUUCAGGACCGGACGGUCGUGGGACCGGCUCUGGAAGGACGCGCAAGAACCGGCAGUCGCUCCCGGACCGGUCGGCCGAUUGACGCCGUCGGAAGUCCUAGCUUUACGAGCGCGGGGCCUGGGCUUUCUCGCACCACACGCGCAAAUUAGAGAAUUAGAUUGCAACGAUCUACUGGUGGACGAAAGCACGAAGCCCUCGGAGGUCUUUUUGACGCUGGACGGCACCGUGGCCAUCGAGAUGCGACGGGAACUCGACGAGGACGACGACGCGGGCGUCCACGCCGCCGUCGAGAAGGGCUUGUUCCGGGACACGGUCACUUUAGCUGUCUUGCCGGCGCCUGUGUUGGUGGGUGAGUUCGCGUCGAUCGACGGCUUUGGCAGGAAGCAGUACUGCAAGGUCACGGCGCUCGGGGAUUUGCCCGUCCAUGCUGGCGUGAAUGAUGAUGAUCUGAAAUUGGAUGCAGCAGAAAAAGACGUGGACCCGGGCACGGGCAAACGUAGAAUACGAAAAGGGACGCGCGUUCUCGCGAUCUCGGCCAAGUUGUUCGAGAAGCUCCUGGCGCAGCGGCCCGAGGAGAAGCGAGCUCUUGAGAAAGCGGCUCUGAUUAAGAGAGCGUGGCUCGACGAGCGCAAGAAGCAUCGCUGCGAGGUUCGACGUAGGAGGAAUCGCGCGCGGAAGAAGCGGCUGUCGCUCGGUGAGGACGACCAGUCCACCGUCGUCACGGGGGGGCUGUCUCAUGCCGCUCCGGAGUUCACAGGAAGUCGUUAUUGGAAGCUCUGGUCCUGCGGUGCUGUCCUAGCGAAGGGCGCCGAGGACUUGCCUUGGAAAGCUGAGGCAUUAAGAACGGACGACAAUAACCCGUUAUGCGUCCCGCCGUCCUUCUACUCGGGUGCUGUCUUAGAUUUUGAUGAAGCACAAUUAGCUAUGGACUUGGUGGUGGAUCCGCCGGACGACGCGGACGUGGAAGAUGCCGCGGCGCGCGCGCGGAAGAUCCGGAUGGAGGUGUCGCUGGCCGAUACGGGUGCGCUAGGAUCGUUUUCCUUACCGGGGUUGUUUGAUGAGCUGGAGGAGGACGGCGGCGUGAAGUCGCCGCUGCAGCACUGGAAGGAGGUUCGCUGCCAGCGUCCACCUUCAAUGAACGCGCCAUCGACGCGCGCCGUCGCCGCACGGGUGAUCGAGACCCCACCAAGACGCCAUCGCCGCGACUCACUGGUUGAUGUCCACCCAGGUCCUGCCCGAGGAGCGCGAAGCUUUAUUGCCGCCCGACGAGCACGACUAUGUGAUGCGCCAGGAGAAGGUCCGGCCGCCCUCGAUCACCCAGUUGAAGGCCGUGGCGAAGACGCCGUUCCUCAUGCCUUAUCCCUCGAUGACUUUGAACCGAACUCUGUUAGGAGUGAACCUGCCGGAAUGCUCAAAAUUGGAAUUACCCGCGAAGCAGUGCGACGACUCGAAGCCGCCUGUUCUGGAUCCCCAAGCUAGACGGGACCUGGCCGCUGUGGGUCUCGCAAGGAGACGAGCUAAGCUCGGGAGGAACACAAUGCGCGACCCGCGAGAUGAUACAAAACGAAAUAAGAUGUUGUUGGGAGGCUUCCCGGGCAACUAUAAACCUAAACAACAGGAGGUUGACGCAGCUUUCAAGUUCAAGCCUAAAGAACCGAAAGCAGGGGUCGUUAUGGCGGGUCCGGGCUACAAGGCCGCGAAGGAAAUGGUCCGCGACGACGACCGCAGGCCGAUCCACUCGAAUCUUGGCGAUGCUCUUCACAGUCUAGUGGGCGUGCGCGGCGCGCAGAUCAGCGACAUGUCGGAAACGUUCGCGCGGACGCGGCGCGAAGAAGCGGCCGCUUUGCGCGAAGCUCGCUUAGAUGGCACAUAUAGAGAGCCCUGGGACAUCGAGCCCGAAUUACUACGGUCGACGCAGGAGGUGCUCGCGGACGGUCUGAAGUCCUUCGAAAAGACGUCGACGGAAAAGUGGCCGACGGUCCGGGAGCUCUCACCCAGGCGAGCCGCGGCGAAGGUCGGCGAGAUGACGGCGCCGUACGAGUACGGCGCCGCGCCGCCGCCGGACCGCAGCUCGACGCCGGGGCCGAUGUUCCGCUUCCAGGCCGCGGCGCCGACGGUGUCGAGAAAGUCGGUGCGGGGGUCCUUGCGGACGACGCCUACGCCGAGUCUUUCUUCGUAAGUUUUGUUAGUACACCGU